UUGUUGAAGAAGCAAACAUGAAUCAGAUAGAUUUAAAUGAAUAUCCUUUUGAUCUGAAUGAGAGCAUUCAGUCCGAGGGAUAUCAUUUUAAUCAAGGAAAGGAGGAAAGUAACAACGACAAAGAAAAAACUAAUGUGGGCGAGCAAAAUCAGAAUGUGGUAGAAGAGCCAAAUAAAAUUCCGGAGAAUUGCAUGAAUCAGAUAAAUUUAAAUGAAUAUCCCUUUGAUCUGAACGAGAAACCUGAGGACGAAGAUAUUUUUAAGAAGUGUUAG
Messenger RNA from Meloidogyne enterolobii, 272 nucleotides. The record is from the annotation of a GenBank genome assembly. Lineage: Eukaryota; Metazoa; Nematoda; Chromadorea; Rhabditida; Meloidogynidae.